Molecule: messenger RNA, 924 nt
Organism: Rangifer tarandus platyrhynchus (Svalbard reindeer)
Lineage: Eukaryota; Metazoa; Chordata; Mammalia; Artiodactyla; Cervidae
Source: the annotation of a GenBank genome assembly
AUGGGCAGCACCAUGGAGCCCCCCGGGGGCGGCUACCUGCACCUAGGUGCCGUGACGUCUCCCGUGGGCACGGCCCGCGUGCUGCAGCUGGUCUUCGGCUGCACCACCUUCAGCCUGGUGGCCCACCGGGGCAGCUUCUCGGGUGUCCAGGGCACCUUCUGCAUGUCAGCCUGGGGCUUCUGCUUCGCGCUCUCCGUCCUGGUGGUGGCCUGCGAGUUCACCCGGCUACACGGCUGUCUGCGCCUGUCCUGGGGAAACUUCACGGCGGCUUUCGCUAUGCUCGCCACGCUGCUGUCUGCUACGGCGGCAGUCAUCUACCCACUGUACUUCACCCGGCUGGAGUGUCCGCCUGAGCCCGAGGGCUGCACGGCCAGGAACUUCCGCCUGGCAGCCAGCGUCUUCGCCGGGCUCCUCUUCCUGGCCUACGCUACGGAGGUGGCCCUGACCCGGGCCCGGCCAGGCCAGGUGGCCAGCUACAUGGCCACAGUAUCAGGCCUCCUCAAGAUCGUCCAGGCCUUUGUGGCCUGCAUCAUAUUCGGGGCGCUGGUCCAUGAUAGCCACUAUGGGCGCUACGUGGCCACCCAGUGGUGUGUGGCCGUCUACAGCCUUUGCUUCCUGGCCACGGUGGUGGUGGUUGUCCUGAGUGUGCUGGGUCACACCGGGGGCCUGGGCUGCCCCUUCGACCGUGUGGUGGUGGUGUACACCUUCCUGGCCGUGCUCCUCUACCUCAGUGCUGCAGUGAUCUGGCCCGUCUUCUGCUUCGACCCCAAGUACGGUGAGCCUGGGCGGCCCCCCGAUUGCCCAAAGGGCAGCUGCCCCUGGGACAGCCAGCUGGUAGUGGCCACCUUCACUUACGUCAACCUGCUCCUCUACGUCGCUGACCUGGCCUACUCCCAGAGGAUCCGCUUCGUGCCCACCUUCUAG